Ambispora gerdemannii is the source of this 741-nucleotide messenger RNA. NCBI's taxonomy places the organism in Eukaryota, Fungi, Glomeromycota, Glomeromycetes, Archaeosporales, Ambisporaceae. The record is from the annotation of a GenBank genome assembly.
AUGGCAACAAUUUACUACAACAAUAACUCGACAUCAACGCACGCAAUGGAAAGAACAGCAUUCUUGAACGACGACGACACCGACAUACAAAUAUACCUAUUCAAAAACCAAGCUCGAAAUUCCGUGUGUAUGAGCGAGUACUCUUACUACACAGACUCAAAUUUAUCAUUUGACUCGUUCGAGAUCGAUAAAGAAGAAGAGCGAAUAAAUGACUUAAUCGAUCCAGAAACCUUAUAUUUUCUUAAUUUUGAUGGAGUUUAUUGUCGUGAAGAAAAUACGCAACAAAAAGGUUAUCGAAAUUCGAUAGACAGUAUAUUGUUGGAUACGAUGUUUGCGGAUUUUGACGGAGUUUUUUGUCGCGACGAAGAUGAAUUGAAUCAUCAAAUUUAUCAAAAUGAAUAUUUUACAACCGACUAUUUUUCAUAUAUAUCACAAUUAAGUCCCAACAAAACAUCAACAGCUGAAAACAGCAUCUACUAUAACGAAGGGACCAUGACACAAGAACAAUAUGAUGACUACGAAAGUAGUCUUUCUUUUUACUCGAAAAGAAGUUCGAUUUCAACAUCCGAUUCUAUUUCGACUGAAGAAUAUGCAACCGAAACACAGCCUAACAUACAAGUUGCUUCGCGAAUAUCGAUAAUAAAUCCGAAUGCAUAUCGAGCAUCUUUAUUUACAAUGUACAAACAAAAGUUACUUCAGGUUGAGCCGAUUCCUUGUCGCCAAGUGACUGAAACAUCAUAA